Molecule: messenger RNA, 2103 nt
Organism: Gymnodraco acuticeps
Lineage: Eukaryota; Metazoa; Chordata; Actinopteri; Perciformes; Bathydraconidae
Product: cytochrome P450 2K1-like
Exons: 10
Coding region: 60-1577 (505 amino acids)
Biological process (GO): xenobiotic metabolic process
Cellular component (GO): cytoplasm; intracellular membrane-bounded organelle
Molecular function (GO): iron ion binding; heme binding; oxidoreductase activity, acting on paired donors, with incorporation or reduction of molecular oxygen, reduced flavin or flavoprotein as one donor, and incorporation of one atom of oxygen
Source: RefSeq, a predicted model, not a curated record
UCCAAACACCCACAUAGCAAACAAGUUAGAGUUGGACUUCAGAAGACUUGAUUAACGUCAUGGGAAUAUUAGAUAUAUUUCUCCAGGCCUGGAGCACUAGCUCCCUGUUGAUGGCUCUAGUUGUCCUGAUGUGCUUCUACAUAUUAUUUUCUUCCAGCUUCAGCUCCCAGGAUGAAGGAAAGGAACCACCAGGUCCAAAACCACUCCCCUUCCUUGGGAACCUGCUGCAGCUUGACCUGAGGAGACCCUACCACUCAUUAAUGGAGCUUUCCAGAAAAUAUGGAUCAGUGUUUACCAUCUAUAUGGGACCAAAAAAAGUGGUGGUCCUGGCAGGUUACAAGACGGUGAAGGAGGCACUUGUUAACCAUGCUCAAGAGUUUGGAGACAGAGACCCAUUUCUAAUUUUUGAGGAAUAUAAUCAAGGGCAUGGCAUUACAUGGGCCAAUGGUGAAUCAUGGAAAGAGAUGAGACGCUUUACCUUGACUAACCUCAGAGACUUUGGAAUGGGAAAGAAGGCCUGUGAGGACAAAAUCAUUGAGGAAUGUAACCAGCUUAUUGGAGUGCUAAAGCAAUUCAAAGGAGAAGCUUUUGAUACGACCACACCAAUAUUUUGUGCAGUCUGUAACAUUAUUUGCUCGAUGGUCUAUGGCAGCAGAUUUCAAUAUGAUGAUCCAGAGUUUAGGUCUCUGCUGGAGGAUAUGAGCAGACGUGGUCGACUUUUGGGCACCAUUUCAAUCCAGGUGUACAACAUGUUCCCAAGGUUCUUCAAAUGGAUUGGGAACAGGAAGCUUUUCUUCAGAUUGGGUGUUGCCAGUAGAAAACAGAACCUAAAGAUUAUCUGUCAUUUGAAAGAGACCCACAUACCACAGAUGUGCAGAGGAUUUGUGGACGCCUUUCUGCUCAGGAAGCAACAUCUUGAGACAUCUGGGAUUACCAACAGUCACUUUCACGAUGACAACCUUAUGGCAACAGUCUUGAAUCUCUUUGCUGCUGGCACUGACACAACAUCAAAUACACUGAGAUGGGCACUUCUGCUUGUGACCAAGUAUCCAGAAAUACAAGACCAGGUCCAAGAGGAGCUGAGCAGAGUGAUAGGACCUCGUCAAGUACAAAUUCAGGACAGAAAGAACCUGCACUUCGUCAAUGCUGUCCUCCAUGAGAUACAGAGAUUGGCUAACAUUGCCCCAAUAUCGGUUCCUCGCAAAACUAGCCAAGAUGUGACCUUUGAAGGUCACUUCAUUAAGAAGGGGACCACAGUGUUUCCUUUGUUGACGUCUGUCCUGUAUGAUGAGAGUGAAUGGGAGAACCCACACAGCUUUUAUCCUGCUCACUUCCUUGACAAAGAUGGACGGUUUGUGAAGCGAGAUGCCUUCAUGCCUUUCUCUGCAGGUCUCAGAGCUUGUCCCGGAGAAAGUUUGGCCAAAAUGGAGCUCUUCCUCUUUUUCACCAGCCUCCUGCAGUACUUUAGAUUCACCCCUGCUCCAGGAGUUUCAGAGGACUUACUCGAUCUGACUCCAUGCCUGCACCUAACCCUCGACCCAGUACCGCAUAAACUGUGUGCUGCACCUCGAAUAUGAGGAGUUUACCAGGAGGGACUAAGUUCAACACAACUGAAGUAUUUGGGAUGAUGAAUAUUGAUUGGAUGUCAGAAGUGCUUAUGUGCAAGCAAUCAAAAAUGAUUAUAUAGCUAUUACUGGCACAAUCAUUCUAAAUAUAUUACAUAAUGUCUUUCUUGUAACUUGAAAUGUAAAAUACGAAUGAAUGUAACUCUUUUAUCUUGAAGUUUUACAUUUUCCAAGUUGAGUAACACAGCAAUAAAGUUAUAAACUUUAAGGAACUCUCCUCAUCAAAAACGCUUCAAAAUCAAUACGACAAAUCUUCCUGCAGCAAACCUAUCCACCAAAGAUAAUGUGAUUUUUAAAGGGAUAUACAAUUAAAACCAGUCUGACCAAAGUAGAGGGUUCCCCAAUGUCUUCAUAUGUCACUGUACAUUUAUCGUCCUCUCCAACAUUAUGUAUCUGUGAAACAAAAUUGAACAAAUGUGUCCACCUAUCGUCAAAAUAAAACAUUUCAUAAUGUAUUUUUUUAUUUUAAACAUUACAA